Messenger RNA from Sphaeramia orbicularis (orbiculate cardinalfish), 3096 nucleotides. It is a transcript of the gene rab35b, whose product is annotated as RAB35, member RAS oncogene family b. Gene Ontology annotation, molecular function: GTP binding; GTPase activity. The record is from RefSeq and is a predicted model, not a curated record. Bases 263 to 868 code for a protein of 201 amino acids. NCBI's taxonomy places the organism in Eukaryota, Metazoa, Chordata, Actinopteri, Kurtiformes, Apogonidae. The transcript is spliced from 6 exons.
GGGUCAGAGUUGGGUGCAGCUCCACCAGAGAAGGAAGCGGAGUUUCCGGCUGUUUGCAGCGCAGAGAGAGGAUUGCUGACGCCGCGAAACCCCGAGAAAAACGCCGCCGGCUCGGGGGGCUAACAGGUCUAACAUCGGUUGUGGUUGGUUUCUGUUACGCCGGGGGACCUGGGGGUUUGUGAGUUUUACGAGCCAAUAGGUGUCGGAAACCAGACCGAGCAAACAAGCGGCACAAGGCGGGGGUGAGCCACCAGCUACCGGCAUGGCCAGGGACUACGAUUACCUCUUCAAGCUGCUCAUCAUUGGUGACAGCGGAGUGGGGAAGAGCAGUCUCCUCCUGCGAUUUGCAGACAACACAUUUUCAGGUAGCUAUAUCACCACAAUUGGGGUGGAUUUUAAGAUCCGGACAGUGGAGAUCAACGGGGAGAAGGUGAAGCUACAGAUCUGGGAUACAGCAGGACAGGAGCGUUUCCGCACCAUCACCUCCACAUACUACAGGGGCACGCACGGGGUCAUAGUGGUAUACGACGUCACGAGUGCAGAGUCGUUCGUCAACGUCAAACGAUGGCUACAUGAAAUCAACCAGAACUGUGAUGAUGUGUGCCGAAUAUUAGUGGGAAACAAAAACGACGACCCCAACUCCAAGGUGGUCGAGACGACUGACGCGCAAAAGUUUGCAGAGCAGAUGGGCAUCAACCUGUUCGAAACGAGUGCAAAAGAGAACAUCAACGUUGAAGAGAUGUUCAACUGCAUCACAGAGCUAGUGCUAAGAGCCAAGAAGGAGGUGCUCGCCAAGCAGCAGCAGCAGCAACAGAACGACGUGGUCAAACUCACCCGGAACAGUAAACGAAAGAAAAAGUGCUGCUAGCAAACUUCAAUCCGCCAUCUGCAAAAAGGGGCCGAUGACGGCAUCUUUUCUUCAGAGAACACACACGCAUACACACACGACGGGACUCAGAGCAUCUAAAUUAAAGAGCAGAUAAAGGUUUAAUAAAUAUACGAAGAAAGAUUAAAAAAAUAAAUGGAAAAAAAAUGUCCCCUUUGGACAAAUUAAUCAUGAAGACUUUAAAAAAAUUGUACAGAUUUUAUUAGACGUCAGAUCAAGUUUUAUUUGGAAUUCAGCAGAUGGGCACUAUUGACCAGAGGUCCUUGUUUCUGAAAGGAUCUGCAAGCUGACAACUGACCGCCAUAAAGCUCCGAUUUAUAUUCACACAAUCCCCAUCAGUAUCUCAUCUCUCCUUCUCAUUCCACUGCACACGGGACAUUCAGAGUCGAGUGAAACUCUGCGCCUGAAGAGAAGGAGCGCUCCAUUUUCUGGAUCUAUUUUUCUGUGUUAUGUUUUGUUUUUGUUUUUUUUGGGAGGAGAAGGGGGGGACGAGAUGUGUGUUUGGAUGGGAGGUGGUUGUUUUACAGGCGUCUGAGUAAGAGUGAAGGUUUCACCACCUCUUCUACGGUUUUCCUUUUAACGUUUCAGACACCUGUGUCACCACGGCUCACGCCAACACAUCAUGAACUGCUAGUUUUAUUUGAUGGGAAAGAAAAGAAAAUCACACGGAUGUUGAUGAUUUGGUAGAUGGCCUUUAGCAAACUAAUCCAAUGGACAGAACUGGUGACUUCUUCUCAAGUUUUAGGGUUUUUUUUUUUUUUUCGUCUGUAUUUUGCCAAGCUUCCCACCCUCUUCCCUUUAAUCUCCUCUAGUGCUGAGCCAACAACCUGAUUGAUUUGACUUCUUCUUUCUUUGUCUUUUUUUUUUUUUUUUUUUUUUUUAAGUGCAACAGAGCAGUGGAUCCCCUCCUGGAGCUCUGGGACGUCAGGCUCUUGUUCACUGCAGUCUUACUAUGCUUUCAGAGUUUGCUUUUUAAACCUUUUCCUCCCGUUUUUUUUUUUUUUUUUUUAAACAAUGAUACUGCCAAUAUUAUAGAGAAAAUAAAAUAUUUGGUGCUGAGUGGCGCCUCUCAUUGGACUGUUGCCAUAGUGACCCCUGGUUGGCGGGGUCUGAUGGGACUCAGUUGAGUCCUCAGGAAGCGCUCAGGGCUGCCCCCCCCCUCCCCUCCCUUUUUGUGUAUUCCUGCAGCCCCUGGCCUCUUCCCUCCCAGAGCACUCACAUAUCAGCACCUCUCACAGCGACACCUCAAGGGGCGCCUCCGACCCCACCCUACCCCAACCAUCGACGCAAGGAUCCACACGUCACCUGGAAACUGGCUUCUUUUAGUCAUCAUGGUGACCCCUUGUCCAUAACAGUGUUUUUUUUGUCUCAUGUUUUGUCUGUGCAUGUAACACUUUGUUUGAAGGGGUAUGAACAACACAACCUGCAUUUAUGGAUUUGUUUUCACCGCUUGCAGAAUAUUCUUAACAGACGACUAAUACUAAAGUCCCGGUUUUUUUUGGUUUCCUACUCCAUUACCUGUUCAGAUGACGUGUUACUGGACAGUGUUGUUGCAUCCACGGUGGAACUGCUCUGUUCACCAUAGAACAAACGGGGACGAGCUGCUGUGUCGGCGCUGUCCGUGUCGGGGCCUGAGGCUCCUCGCCCGCCGCCAGGGUUUGUCUCAGAGGCAGAAGCGUGGUGCAGUGUCCAUCACUGACAUUUCUUUAUUUCUUUUGAUUUGGGAGAGCAGUUAAUGAAGGUAUUGGCUUCAUUAAAUUUUCUCCCUCUGGACACACUCUGGCCGCCGGUUUGGGAUCCUGAGACACAGAGAGGUGGCUGUGCUGGCUGAGAAAAGGUAUCAAAUCUCACACUUUAUGAUUUCUACUCAUUAUGUGUAUGUAUAUAUAAAUAUAUUUGUGUGUUUAUAUUCAGUAUAGAACAUACACACAUAAAAAGCACACCAAACUGUGCAUGUGCUAAACAUGCCUCGUGUGCUUUGGUUGAAACACACUCGUCAGCUGUGGUUUGCUGUACACUGGAGAAAAAGAGAUGUACUAUUCAUUUUUCCCUACAUGAAUUUAAUCAGUAAUAAACAUUUUAAAGGAAUAAAUAUUUGACACAUAAUGACUGAUCUCAUCCGUCAGUGAUUUGAGGCUUGGUCUUAACUUCAUUUGGAACCUGUGUCUUUUUGUUUUUGCUUUCUGUGAAUAAAAACUAUAUGGGAGGAA